GAACACGGAGGAGAUCGACGAGGGGAGAGUGCCGCCAGUCCUCAUCAUCCCACGUGGGAUCGGGGAUGGUCGCAGCCGGCCUGGCUACCUUCCCGUUCGCUUGCUGGUUUUGUUGCAGCUGAUGGCACAGGCCUUUGCUCCGCCACCAGCACCUUUUGACAACAUAGACAUGUUCGCUGGUCGAUGCAGCAUCUCACGUGCUUUCAAAGCACAUGGGAAGUCUGUGGUGGCACUGGACAUUUGUCUUGAUCCCCGAGAUGACAUUCUUUCUCCUUUGGGGUUUAUACGUCACCUCUAUGCAGCUAUGCACAUUGCCCGUGGAGGGCUAUGUUCCAUGGGUGUGUGCUGCAGCAGUUGGACAACUGUCAACCGUGGCACAUCGGGCAGAACUACUGAGAAUCCACUUGGCCGCACGUGGCUUCCAAGUGUGAAAUCAUCAAAUUUGAUGGUGGUUCGCGCGGUCUUGAUCAUCUUGACGGUUAUGUAUCACCAAGGGCAUUGGAUGUUGGAAAACCCGCUUUCUUCGAUUAUCGAUCUGGCUCCACGGAUGCAAGUGUUACUGGGCAAUCGCUUGGUCUUCCGUGCCAUGACUUGGCUGGGUAUGUAUGGUGGAGCUACACCAAAACCAGUAAAGCUGCUCUCCGAUGAUCCCUACAUUGCCCGGCUUUACCGGAAGUUGAAAAGGCACGACUUCAGGAAGAGCGACACGACUAUUCGAUAUAUCAACAAACGAGGAGUUGUCAAGUUUCGAGGAUCAAAAACCUUGAAAGCGAGCCAAACCUAUCCCCGAAGUUUCGGGCAUUCAGUUUUCAAUGCCUGGAAUAGCUAUGCCCUGAGAGAGCCUAAUCACCCGGUCUUCAUUGACCAUGGUGACCUUUGGGACGAUGCCGAGCUUGGGGGUGUAGAAGCUUGGUUGGAGGCCCGUUUGCGGAACCGGGGGAUGUGCAAAGACUACCUAGCCGACGUCCCGCUGCGUCAGAUGGUGGAUAUGGAUGCGACCUCUUUGGAUGACACGUUGCCGGCGACAGAGUCCCAGCUCACUGAGGCUCAGGGCAACAUGUCUUGCAGUGCUUCAGCCAAAGAACCUGUGCAGGAUGUGACAGCCGAUGGGACACCAAUCUCGGCAACGUCAUGCAUCGUAAUUGACUUGGAUGAUGAUGCUGAUGAACUGCCAGAGGUGGCGCCCACUUUGCCGGACUUUGAAGCAGAAAUAGAACAACAUUUGAUGGCCGACGCUGCAUUGCACAGCGCCCAGGCGUCCCAGGAAGAAAAGGAUGAACACAUGAUCCGAUCACGAGUGGAGAAAAUGGAUGACCACGAGUUUUCCAAAGCCAUGGCCCAUGCUCGUGCUAGCCCGUUACUGGGCAGCUAUAUCAAGAACGGCUUGGGUUUGGAGGGCGAUGACCUGAAAGAGUUCGAGUUUGGUGGUUUUGAUGAGCUGGAAGAACUGGUGAACUUUGAGUUGUGGAAGCUUCAGCAUGACCGCAAGAUUGCAACGGCUGCUCCCGCUCCUGUGCCAGCCGCAGCCCCACAGGUUGCAGUCGCUGCUACUCCAGCACCUGAAGCAAAGACACCAGUGCCCAUCCUCCGUAAACCCAAAGUUAGCUUUGCAGAGCCUGUCCAGGCUCCUGCCAAGCCUGCCAAGUCCAAUUGUGCUUCUGCGGGCUUUGUGGUUGAAGGGACUGCUGUGCCCGUGAGCUAUGAAGAUUACAAUGAGCGCCAAAAGCACUAUGCUCAGAUGAAGAGGCAGCUGAAUUCAGAUGACCCUCAAGGUGAACAUGGAAUUCCCGAGGACAUUGUAAGGGCUUGGAAAGCUGCUGUCCAAAGCAAAAGCAAGCAUACAAAGACUGCUCUUUUUGCUGCGUUUCUCAAGUCUGGGAAGAACUGGGGGCGGCUGAAGGUGAAGCACACUCGGAGCCGGACUGAACGGCAGACUGGAAGGCGUAGGUAUGGUUGGCGUACACGAGACCAGUUGCUGAAGCUUUACAACGGGAACACGAACCUUGUGGAACAAAUCAUAGACAGGAAGCUGUCCAUGAAUGAAUACAAGGAACACCCAGACUGUCCGGACGACGAUGCAGCCAUCCUCUACUAUGUGAUGGUCGACAUUGACACGAUCCAUGACGAUGAGACGGCAGAGACGCUGGAGACGUCAGCAAACAUGUCAGCGGACAUGGGCACCGAGGCGGCCCAGCAGCUGGGAAAUCCCGAGCUCACUCAGCACCUGUUGCACAACACCUCGACGACGCCACGAAUUCUGCAGCUGAAGGGUCGUCAGAAUCAGAGCCACCACCCUGGUAGCUCUGGUGACCCUCCACCCGGGGUAGACCCUGCUAUGGUGGACCCUGCUGGUGUGAAGGCUGCAAAUGAUUUGGCAUUGCAGCGGAUGGCCAUGUACACGGAGGAGGGGCCGUUCUUGCUAUGA
Messenger RNA from Durusdinium trenchii, 2425 nucleotides. The record is from the annotation of a GenBank genome assembly. NCBI's taxonomy places the organism in Eukaryota, Dinophyceae, Suessiales, Symbiodiniaceae.